This is a messenger RNA of Acomys russatus (golden spiny mouse), 1013 nucleotides long. It is a transcript of the gene Lat2, whose product is annotated as linker for activation of T cells family member 2. The record is from RefSeq and is a predicted model, not a curated record. Gene Ontology annotation, cellular component: plasma membrane. The transcript has 12 exons. Gene Ontology annotation, biological process: B cell activation; B cell receptor signaling pathway; calcium-mediated signaling. Lineage: Eukaryota; Metazoa; Chordata; Mammalia; Rodentia; Muridae. The coding region runs from base 354 to 962 and encodes 202 amino acids.
ACUAUGUCCUGGCUGGAACAUAGACCAGGCUGGCCUCAAACUCACAAAGAUCUGCGUGCUUCUGCCUCCCAAGUGCAGGCAUUCAAAGGCAUGCGCCACCACGCUCUUCUCUUUCUGUCUCUGUAUCUUUUUCUGUCUCUGCCCCACCCCUUUUGUCAUUAACCAGCCAAGCAGUCCGGCCAAGGCGGAUGUAGAGCGAUGAUUCAGUAGUGACAGGAAGCCAACUGCCUCGAUUGCUGCCCACCAGAGUCUGUGGUGUUGGCAUCGGCUUGGGCAGGUGUGCGGGCACAGGAUGAGGUGGCCAUGGUGAGGAGCCCCCACUCUCAGCUUUACAGCCCCCUCCCCAAGCAAGCAUGAACGCCGAGCUGGAGCUGCUGUGGCCAUUGUCCAUCCUAUUGCUGCUGCUGUUGGGGACCACAGCCUGGCUGUGUGUCCACUGCUCCCGUCCGGGGGUGAAGAGAAAUGAGAAAAUCUAUGAGCAGAGGAACCCGCAAGAAAAUGAACAGAGCUUCCCUGUGUCUCAGACCUACUCCCUGGCCAGGCAGGUGUGGCCAGGACCCCUGAUGGACACAGCUUUGGACAAGUCAUCUGAAAGGAAGAACAAGCUGAUGUUCUCCCACUUUGAGGGUCCUGAGUCCCCUAGAUACCAGAACUUCUACAAAGGAAGUACACAGGAGCCUGAUGCUAGCUAUGUAGAUCCCAUCGCCAUGGACUACUACAACUGGAGAUGUUUCCAGAAGCCCCUAGAAGAUGAUUCCACCUCCUAUGAGAACGUGCUCAUCUGCAAGCCCAGCACCCCAGACUCAGGUGGCGAGGAAUCUGAGGAUUACCAGAACUCGUUAUCCAUCCGUCAGUGGCGAGAGUCCAGGAGGACUGUGGGUGCACAAAUGUCCCCAUCGGAAAGCCUCGAUGAGGAGCCAGAUUAUGUGAAUGGGGAUGUGGCUGCAGCUGAGAAAAUCUAGGAGAGAAUCAACCGGAAGGAAGGUACAGUCAGUCUACCCUCUAGCUGCUUG